This is a messenger RNA of Podarcis raffonei (Aeolian wall lizard), 6921 nucleotides long. It is a transcript of the gene SYNJ1, whose product is annotated as synaptojanin 1. The coding region runs from base 22 to 4863 and encodes 1613 amino acids. Gene Ontology annotation, cellular component: presynapse; perinuclear region of cytoplasm. The record is from RefSeq and is a predicted model, not a curated record. Gene Ontology annotation, biological process: synaptic vesicle endocytosis; phosphatidylinositol dephosphorylation; brain development. NCBI's taxonomy places the organism in Eukaryota, Metazoa, Chordata, Lepidosauria, Squamata, Lacertidae. The transcript is spliced from 31 exons. Gene Ontology annotation, molecular function: RNA binding; phosphatidylinositol-4,5-bisphosphate 5-phosphatase activity.
GGAAUAGGGGGGGGCGGUGCAAUGCGGAAGCGGUGGCCCUGCCAGAGAGGAAGUGAGGCAGCCGCCUCAGGCAGCGGCACGAAGAAGCGCCCCUGGAGGUGGCGGAGGAGCCGUUCUGCCUCUGAUAAAGGAAAAAUGGCAUUCAGUAAAGGUUAUCGCAUCUAUCAUAAGCUAGAUCCACCGCCAUUCAGUGUGAUAGUAGAAGCCAGAAACAAGGAAGAAUGUCUCAUGUUCGAGUCUGGUGCUGUGGCUGUUCUCUCAUCUGCAGAGAAAGAGGCAAUCAAGAACAUGUACUCCAAGGUGAUGGAUGCAUAUGGACUGCUAGGUGUUUUGAGAUUAAAUCUUGGAGACACAUUGUUACAUUAUCUAGUUCUUGUCACAGGAUGUAUGUCUGUAGGAAAAAUCCAGGAAUCUGAAGUUUUUCGUGUUACUUCCACUGAUUUAAUAUCAUUACGAAUUGACCCAUCUGAUGAAGAACGCAUCUCUGAAGUCCGCAAAGUUUUGAAUUCAGGAAACUUUUAUUUUGCAUGGUCUUCUUCUGGGGUCAGUUUAGAUCUUAGUCUUAAUGCCCACCGUAGCAUGCAAGAACAAAGCACUGAUAACAGGUUCUUCUGGAAUCAAUCACUGCACCUUCAUCUUAAACACUAUGGAGUCAACUGUGAUGAAUGGCUGUUGCGUCUCAUGUGUGGCGGAGUGGAGAUCAGAACAAUUUAUGCAGCUCACAAGCAAGCAAAGGCUUGCAUCAUUUCACGGUUAAGCUGUGAACGAGCUGGGACCAGAUUUAAUGUUAGAGGAACAAAUGAUGAUGGUCAUGUGGCAAAUUUUGUUGAAACUGAACAGGUGAUAUUUCUAGAUGAAUGUGUGUCGUCCUUUAUACAAAUUCGUGGAUCUGUUCCAUUAUUUUGGGAGCAACCUGGCUUACAAGUUGGAUCUCAUCGUGUCAGAAUGUCAAGAGGAUUUGAAGCAAAUGCACCAGCGUUUGACAGGCACUUUCAUACCCUUAAAAAUCUAUAUGGCAAGCAAAUAAUUGUGAAUCUUCUUGGCUCAAAAGAAGGGGAGCAUAUGCUCAGCAAAGCAUUUCAGAGCCAUUUGAAAGCUUCUGAACAUGCUGAUGACAUCAAAAUGGUGAACUUUGACUAUCAUCAAAUGGUCAAGGGUGGAAAGGCAGAAAAACUACAUAGCGUUCUUAAACCACAGAUCCAGAAAUUCUUAGAGUGUGGAUUUUUUUACUUCGAUGGAAACGAAGUUCAAAGAACUCAAAGUGGUACUAUAAGAACAAACUGCUUGGAUUGUCUGGAUAGAACAAAUUCUGUGCAGGCAUUUGUUGGCUUAGAGAUGCUGUCAAAACAACUAGAAGUUUUAGGUUUAGCUGAAAAACCUCAAUUGGUUACUCGAUUCCAGGAAGUUUUUCGUUCCAUGUGGUCUGUUAAUGGUGACUCAGUCAGUAAAAUAUAUGCUGGAACUGGAGCUCUUGAAGGAAAAGCGAAGGCUGGAAAGCUGAAGGAUGGUGCACGUUCAGUGACCAGAACAAUUCAAAAUAAUUUUUUUGAUAGCUCAAAGCAGGAAGCUAUUGACGUUUUGUUGUUGGGAAAUACCCUAAAUAGUGAUUUAGCAGACAAAGCACGGGCUCUCUUAACCACCGGCAGUUUACGUGCAUCAGCAAAAAUACUGAAGAGUAUGUGUGAGAAUUUUUAUAAGUAUUCAAAGCCCAAAAAAAUUCGCAUUUGUGUUGGAACAUGGAACGUCAAUGGCGGAAAGCAGUUUCGAAGCAUUGCCUUUAGAAACCAGACUCUCACUGACUGGCUUUUAGAUGCACCAAAGGUAGCUGGCAUCAGUGAAUUCCAAGAUCGACGGAGUAAGCCGAUUGACAUCUUUGCUAUAGGAUUUGAGGAAAUGGUAGAGCUAAAUGCAGGAAACAUUGUGAGUGCCAGUACAACAAAUCAAAAAUUAUGGGCUGCUGAAUUGCAAAAGACCAUCUCCAGGGAUUGCAAAUAUGUUCUGCUGGCUUCAGAACAGUUGGUGGGUGUUUGCCUUUUUGUAUUCAUCAGACCUCAACAUGCACCAUUUAUCAGGGAUGUUGCCGUUGAUACUGUAAAGACUGGCAUGGGAGGAGCUACUGGUAAUAAGGGUGCAGUAGCAAUUCGAAUGCUGUUUCAUACUUCCAGCCUUUGCUUUGUAUGCAGUCACUUUGCUGCAGGACAGUCACAAGUCAAAGAGAGAAAUGAGGAUUUCAUGGAAAUAUGUCGAAAACUGAGCUUCCCAAUGGGAAGAAUGCUGUUUUCCCAUGACUAUGUAUUCUGGUGUGGUGAUUUCAAUUACCGUAUAGAUCUUCCUAAUGAGGAAGUAAAGGAACUAAUUCGGCAACAAAAUUGGGAUGCUCUCAUUGCAGGCGAUCAACUUGUUAAUCAGAAAAAUGCUGGACAGAUAUUUAGAGGCUUUCUAGAGGGAAAAAUAGCCUUUGCUCCUACAUACAAAUAUGACUUAUUUUCGGAUGACUAUGAUACCAGUGAAAAAUGCCGUACACCAGCCUGGACAGAUCGUGUACUGUGGAGGAGAAGAAAAUGGCCUUUUGACCGAUCAGCAGAAGACAUGGAUCUUCUUAACUCCAGUUUUCACGAUGAAAGUAAACAUAUUUACACAUGGAGUCCUGGAACUUUGUUGUAUUAUGGAAGGGCAGAGCUGAAAACAUCUGAUCAUAGGCCUGUUGUUGGGUUGAUUGAUAUAGAUAUCUUUGAAGUUGAUGCAGAGGAACGACACAAAAUUUACAAGGAAGUGAUUGCAGUGCAGGGACCACCUGAUGGUACUAUAAUGGUCUCUAUCAAAGGGUCUUCAACAGAAGAGAACUAUUUUGAUGAUGGCUUGAUUGAUGAACUUCUUCAAAAGUUUGCAACUUAUGGUGAAGUUAUACUCAUAAGAUUUGUAGAAGACAAAAUGUGGGUGACAUUCUUGGAAGGGAGCUCUGCUUUAAAUGUUCUUAACAUGAAUGGCAUUGAGCUGCUUGGGAGGACAAUCAAUAUUAAUUUGAAAAACCCAGAUUGGAUUAAGAGCUUGGAGGAAGAGAUGAGUCUGGAGAGAGUGAAUAUUGCCUUGCCUUCAUCAACCAGUUCCACUUUGCUUUGUGAAGAUGUGGAGGUUUCAGCAGACUAUGACGAUAUGGAAGGUGAUGUUGAUGAUUAUAGUGCUGAAGUAGAAGAAAUUCUUCCACAGCAUCUACAGCUAGCAGGAGGUUCUGGUCUUGGAGCCUCACCUGCCUCUUCACCUCGUUCAAGCCCUUGUCAGUCGCCUACAUUAUCAGAUGGGCCACCUCCAGCUCUUCCAUCAAGGCCAAGCAGAGCACCUAACAAGACUCCUGGACCACCUACAUCUUCUCAAGGUUCUCCAAUAGAUUUUCAACCAAUUGCCCAACAAAAAGAGUCUACCCAAAGUUUGGAACCCAAACGCCUGCCUCCACCUCGCCCCGGAGCACCUCCUGCUCGCCCUGCUCCACCACAGAGACCACCUCCACCAGCAGGAGGUAAAAGUCCUGCCCCUGUUAGAAAAGAAUUUGGAGGUCUUGGUGCUCCUCCCAGUCCUGGUGUAGCCAGGAGAGAAGAAGCUCAAAAAAGCCCUGGGCCACAAAGAAGAGACAUAGCUCAGAGUCAUUCACCAUCUCCAGCUGGACCUACAAGCAUAGGAACUAGACCGUGCAUCUCUGCACCUAAUGCAUUUCAGACUAUUCCUCCCCGAGCUGGAGUCAUUAGUGCACCACUAAGCCACGCCCGUCCCCCUGUGGGGAGACAAACACCUGAAGUCCAACCCAAGCCAGCAGAAUCACCAAGAGGAUCCCCUCUGCUUCCUGAACCACUUAAGCCACAGGCUGCCAUUCCUGUUCAUUCCACCACUCAGCAGCCCCCUGUCCUAAAGAUGCAGGAACCUCUUGUACCUAUGACAGUAACAUCUCAGACAGCUUCUCCACAAAACCUGGAAGCACCACCGCAGCCUCCCCCUCGUAGCAAAUCAUCCCAAAGCUUGCCUUCUGAACCCGUCCCUUCACAGAAACAAAUUAGAGCAAAUGGAGUUCAUGCCAUUCAGCUUGAAACACAGCUAAACAAUGAUCCUUUUGAAGAUCUGUCCUUUCAGCUGCUUUCUGCAUCCAAGAUUCAGUCAUCAGUCCGAAUGUCACCGGUUGUACCUUUAAACCAAAAGAAGCUGACAAAGUUGCCUUCUGCAACAGACAAUUUUAAUACUUCAAGUAACAUAAAUUGCAUGCCAGCAAUGCCACUUAUUCCAACAUAUAGUAAACAUGAAGAACGUAUGUGCAAUUCUCCAAAUCCAUUUGCUCCCAGACUAAACAGCACAAAUCCAUUCACCGAAGAAACUAUUACUGCUGGAAAUCCAUUUAGAACAGAAACCCAAGAAUCUGGAGCUACUUCACAUUGUUCAACAGAAGGACCUGCUGCUUAUCCUUUCCCACCUCUUCAUAAAAGCAAGGCCUCGUUUUAUGUUAAUGCAUUUGAAGACAAUUUCAGUUUGCAAAACACAUCUUCUAUAGUGAACAAUGUAAAGCCAAGAGGAUGGGUAACAUUUGAUGAAGAGGGUUGUGUGAUGAAGUUAAAGUCACCGGACAAUCACACUGAGUUAAAAAGAGCAAGUUCCAUGAAAGCAACUUCUUUUCCAAGUUCACUGGGCACUGAACAAAAUAUAUUUGGCUCAGGUUCUGCCAUUUACAAUGACUGGAACAGAAGCUCUGAUUCUUUCUGUCCUUUGCCAGCAAGACCCCCACCUGCACCUCCUGUACCGCCCAGGUCCAAUAGCACUAAAUCAACUGCAGGCCCUUCCCAGGUACCUAAGGUUUUAUCAACACAAGAUUUUACUGAAAGAUAAAUUCUUUAAACUUGUUUGCUAAGAGUAUUAUCUCCUAGAAUUGGGCAUUGAUGUAAUUCUGUGUGCAAUAGUUUUGUCAGAUGCACUGAACUUUAAAUAUGUCACUAUGUACAAAAUUUAAAGGUGUGUGUGUAUAUAUGGUAUUUCACAAAGCUAAUUCCACAUGUGAUUUUAUUAUGCCACUACUAAUAGGGCACAAUGCAGGGAAGUUUAUGCAUAUUUAAAUCCCAUUUUAACCCACAGGACUCAAGUUCAAAAUUAGAAGUUCCCAUCAAUUAAUUUAAAUACAACACAUGAGCACCGUUUUAUCCUUUUAGUGCACAUAAAUUUAUUUAUUACAAAAUAUUUUAAAUACUAUUUUAAAUACCCUCCUGACUGGUAGAACUUAGAGUCACUUCCAGUAGCCGAAAACUGGUAUAUUUAUAAGUAUUUACCAAAGAACUGCCAAAGUUUAAUUAAUGACUGUUUUCAAGGGUAAUGUUGGGGAAAUGUUAUAUACCAGAGGUUUAUGAAGAUUUGUAAUGGUGAAUUCCACAAAGAGUCGAAAGAUUUUUUAAAAAGUACACAGCAUAUAGUAAUAUAUUUUACCUGCAACUGCAUAUGUACUAUUGUUUUGCACACAUGGGAAAUAUUGUGGUCACUUAUAAUCCAGUUAUUCAACUUUUGCUUUGGAUACUACUAUUAAGGAACUUUCAUUUCAGAAAAAUAUGAAUCUUUGUUAUUAACUUGAAGAGCAGAAUUUCAUGACUCGAUACAAUGUAGUCAGUUUUGAUACAAAAAUCUGAAGUAAUCUGCUAUGUGGUCCAUGCAUUUCAGUUUUGUUUGCAUCCUCCCUUACUAUGUAUAGAAGUGCUUGUGUCUUAAAUUGGGCUUCAACAGAUAGUUUUUGUACUGUUCUGUAAAGCUUUUUAGAUGCAUCACUGUUCUCGCCACAGACAGAAGCUGUUAAUGCCACAUGUGAUGUUUAUGAAGGCUAAAUCUGUUACUGUUUGCACAAUGCUUUGUAAACUUGCAAAUGGUCCUGUCCCCCAUGGUUUUUGCAACAAAUGUCAUUUGUAGUAUUUUGGUGUCAUGAAGGAAACACUAGUGUUUUCAAUCAUACGUCAUUAGGCAAGCUAUAGAUUCUCUUAUACAUAUUGUCACAGCUAUUUAUAUUGAUUGCUUUUUUAAAAGCUUGUGGAAAAUCUUUUUUGAGAAGGGCCUCGCCAAACCUGUCUGUUCUUCUGUUGACUCUGUUAGCAAAGUCUCCGCCUUUUGGUAGCAUCUAAGUGAAGCACAGCUUUCCAUGGAGCAGCAAAAAUAAAAUUACAUUUCUAAAUUAUUUACUACUAUCCCAGCAUAUUUCUAUAAAUCAUCCCAGCUAGCAGUGCAUAACCAUUAUCUACAGUUGGAUAGAUAAGUAAAUACAGUGACUUCUGUAUUGUGCUUUUACAGUGAAGUUCAUUUAAAAGUACUCGUACAUCUUCAACAUCAGUGGUACUAUAACCUUUGUGCUUCAGUAUGUGAUUUAACUCGUUAAAACUCUGAUUAUUAACAUCUGUGUGAUAGUGCUUUGGAAUAAUCUUAUGUUAGCAAAGCAACUGUGUUCUGGAAAGUUAGUGCAAAUUACAGUUCAGUGAUAUGUAGACCUUGUUUAGAUUUUUAUUUUCAAUUAUUACAGUUUUUCUAUAACAUAUUUAAUAUACAAGCCCCCAUACACCUUCAAUAGAUUACAGAAUCUGGCAGCAAAGUACCACCAAAAUUGCAACAAAGUAUCUACAAGUAUAGGAUAAAUAGUUAACAAUCAUAAUAUAUUGCUAAAAGUAAUUUACUAGUGGCGUCAAAUUUACAAACUAUGUAAAAAAAAAAGCUAUAUCUUUCAUGGAGUGUGUUCCUGUGGCAAGUUGCUUUGUUAAUGUGUAACAAAUUAUUGCUUGUGGUACACAAUAUUUGACUAUAUCCAAUGCAAAAUGACAGUAUUAUCUCAGUGGUCUACAAUAUUCCAUACAUAUCCUGUGAAAUGUGGUGUUGCAUUAAUUAAAUAAAUAUAUCAAUCUUUCAGAAUAUAAUAUCAAUUCA